AUGCGUUCUAGAGUUGCAAAACUUACAAGAUUUCCCAAAAAGGUUGUAGAACACAGCGAGCCGAUACAGGUAAUUAGCCUACUCCAUCCAGUCCAAUUAUAUAUCUUCUUCAUUUUGUUCCUGAAAUUAAAUUUAAGUAUUUAGAUACAUGAACUAUAAUCAUCUGAAUAUUAUAUAUAACGAAUAAUAUUUAACAAUUAUUCGUCGAAGGCGAGGUGAUUAUUGGAGAAUAUUCGUCGAAAUUCCACAAAAUGGCUAGCCGCCAUUUUAAAUAUUUCGGUUUUGUUAUAUUCACCUGUAAGUGAAUACUUAACAAUUAUUCGCCGAAGGCGAAGUGAUUACCGGUGAAUAUUCACCGAGACGAAGUCGAGGUAAAUAUUCACCGUAAUCACUGAGCCUGAGGCGAAUAAUUGUUUGGGUAUAAGUUUUUAAUGAUUAAAACAAAAUAUCCAAAUAUCAGUUCGUUUAAAAUUCCGAAAUAAAACUGUUUUCGGCCUCUUCUCGGUUACUAUCACUAAUAGUGUUGCAGUGUUUCUUGUACGCACACGCUUCCAAAAUAGUAUCGUACAAGUUGAGAAAUCUAUGGGAUACAAAACAAAAUGGAUUUAAAAGAAUAUCACGGCAAAGUUUUUUCCAUUGAACAGUCUGGAUACUUUUUUCUAUUUUUUUGAAAACAAAAACUCCGGUUUUAAAUAAGUUUCAAAUUGUCCGUGAAUGUGUUUGACACAGUAAAAUAAUAAAGGAAUCUUACCUUUCAAGUUAAUACAACAUUUUGUACUUAUUUCGUUUUCUGGGGACGAUUUUUUCAAUAUUUUGUCGAUUUUGAAACUAAAUUUGCCUAGUCAUUCUUUUUGAAAAGCAUUAUUUACUUAUUUCUACACAGGUGCCAAAUAAUGCCUCAGAUUGAUUAGUCAACUAGCCAAUCAGAACGAGAGAAAGCUCAUUUAAUAUGCAAAAAUUAUACUAAAACAGUUAAUUAAUACGUCAAAUUUGACGAGUCAAUUCUUCACGAAUUACUAUUGAGUUUUUAACUAUAGUUAGUCUGAUUAUGUCCGUUUUAAUGUAACGAUUUGUUACCCGAAAAAAUUUCACAUGUGCAUUUUCUGAAAUUUUGCAAAUGCAAAGCAAUUUUCUGAAAUUUUCGGUAACAUUUUUAACUAUAUACACCUACGCCUGUAUUAUAAGAGCUCACUCACACUCAAAGAGUGAAGGGUCAAUUUAAGCUUCACGUGACUGUCAUUGCUGUUUAUGAAUAGCUGAGGGGUCAGUAGUCACAAAAAAAACCCGACAAUAACCCUCCAGCUAUUCAAAAACAGCACUGUCUGUAUUCAAGGGAAGUUCAGAUUGAACCUCCAUAUUUUGAGAGUGAGUGUGCUUUUAGAAUACAGGCGAUGUUUUCCUCCAGAUGUUUCAAUUAGUGAUAUAAAAAUACUUCUCUGUUCAGGUGGUAAAAUAUGAAAGUGAUGCUCACUAUGACUGCCAUCAUGACACUCAAAGUCUUUCAAAGGAUCUACCUUGCUGUCAAUAUGGCUCGUCAAAUUGCAGACUUUGCAGGUAAUAUAAAUCACAGAUUGGUUUCAAUUUCAUUAAUCGUUUCAUAGUUCGUGUAAGGCAUCUUUUAAGCAGAUGCUGCUAUUUUCAGUAGUCUGCAUGCUUGCUAAGUUAGAAUUUCAAAUUAUAACGUUCAAUAUAUAGGCGACUUGCAGUAAGAUGUCACGUGAUCACAAACUCUUAAAACAACACGUGCGCGGAAUUAACAACUUAUCAAAUGAUUAAGGAGUGUUGCUUUGAAUAAUAUUUUGGAAUUUUUCUCUUCAAAACUUACAUUGAUUAGGAGGAAAUGGCAAUAUUAGAACGGGUCACGAGGCUGAUAUAAACGUUUUAUGCGUGUACGAAAUCUAUUUAAACGCAGUACUUUUCACGAAAACUAGUUUUAUAAGACGAAUAGUGAUUUUUCACGGCAUUUAAAGUACUGUUUAGUAAACGAGCAGGAGUGUUUUAUUAGGUUUAAAACCACAAGCGCGCAGCGCGAGUGGCUUUAGACUUAAUAAAACACGACCUGCGAGUUUAUUAAACGGCUUCAAACACGACUACAAAUUCAAUAGAUUUACUGCCUUGUCAGUAUUCUAUAUAUAAAGAAUACUAAUGAGGACACGACUACAAUAGAUACUGCCUUAUUAGUAUUCUUUAUAUAAAGAGUACUAAUUAGGAGUUUUUGAUCAGGUUUAAAGCCACUGCACGUGAUAUAUUAUGGUUGACAUGAUUUGCCAACAAGCUUAUGAAUUAUUAAUGAUGUUUGAAUGUAUUUUAAUUUGCGCCGCUACGCUCCAAGGUUUAAUUUGUAUUGGCCCAUAUUUAUUGGAAUCCUAUUGAAAAACAACUUUAUUUAUUUUGUUCAUUUAAACGAAGUAAGUCAGUAUAUCUUGUGAAAUGUUGCGUUUUUUAUACAAAAUGUUUGCAAUGAAAGUAUAUUCAUCAGAUCAUAGUUAAUUAAUAGAGGAGAUGGUUUGGAAACUCAUUAGCAUUACAAUAAACCUCACUAUAUAUGUUUUUGUUCAUGUUUAUGCAAAAAUGUGGUCUUUCGUCGUCACGUGCGUAUUAUAUUUUGCUCAACCAUCCAAUAGCAACGGUUUUGUCUAAUUGGCCAUCCAUGACUUUAACAAUAGGACAUUUUGAUUAUUCCUAUUGGUUGACUUGAGAAAAAUACAAUACGCACGUGACGAUGAAAGACCACAUUUUUGCAUACUUCCUGAACAACAUAGAUAAUGAGGUCUAUAUAUUGUGAUUUUAUUUUAAUGCUAACGAGUUUCCAAACCAUCUCCUCGAUUAACUAUGAUCAGAUAUACAGCCCAAUGUAAACAUUAAAUGUAAAUACAAUCGUGCAAAUGAUCACUGGCAUGAUAACUCGUCCUUUAAAGAACCGUUUACAAUGGCAUCGUAUAUAAUCGUUCCACGACAUUGCAAGUCUUAAAUGCUAACAAUCUGAAAUUUUACUUAAAAUGUCACCCUAUAUUUGAAUGUUUAAAAUACAUAUUCACUUUCUUAAGAUGUUUAAUUUAAGAUCUCGUGACCAAGUCGCAAGGAGUGAAGUAAGCAAAAAUUAAAAAAACAAAAUAUAUGACUGAGAGCUUGGACAUCUAUUCAAAUCACGAGUUGUAAAUCACUUUUUCAAAUUUUAAGAGACGAUAAGUAUGUGCAAUCCAGUAGUAUAGGCUAAGUUUGUUUUUGCUGUUCUUGUGUGACUUUGCUGUCCUAUUUUCGUCGGUGAAGGCCUUGAACAUGUACAGCUUUUCUUUCCAUUCUAUGUUAAAGUUUCUUUGAAUUAACUGGUUUCAAUUUUUUAUAAAAGCUCAAAAAAAGGAGAAGAUUAUUUUCAAGAACGAAUUGUAUGACUUAACUUUAUUUCGUUUCAAAGUAAAAGUAUUAAUAAAUUGAGGAUUUUUCGGUAAAAUUCAAAAAGCUGUUAAUUUCAAAAUGUUUUCGAAGCGUUUCGUACUGAAUUUUACAUUAUAAUAAAACACAUAGAAAGGAAAAAUCGAUAGUUCUGUGGUUGAAAGCGUAAAACUUUCGUUUAUUUCUGCCAUUUUGGCAAAAAAUUAAGAAAACAGUUGUAGUGUUGCCAUGACUAACAUGACGCGAGCAUGCGUUCCGUGUUGGCGUAAUUAGAAUUCUUCGAUCAUGUUGAAACAUUAAUGUUUGGAAAAUGUGGGCGAGGGGUUGUUGCAUGCAUGCAUGCAUGUAUUUCGAGUAUCGAUUAUAAACCACACUAAGUUCCAAGUGCAUGACUAUCAAUUAAAUGCUUUACGAUCCAAUUGUUAAUUAUUUACAGAUAUUUAACAAUAAUGGUGUUCUUAAACGAAGACUACGAAGGUGGAGAAAAAUGUUUUCCUUUGGCGGACAACAAGACAUUUUCUCAGAAGGUAAGUAGUCGUGAUAUCAAGAAUAGAGAGUUUAAGUUCGACUUCCAAUACCAAUACCGAUACCGAUGUUUUCACCACCGUUCUCAUUUUGGUACUGGGAAUUUUAAAGCGUUAAAUUAUCACGACAGAUAAAGUAUAGAACACAUUAAUCGUCACCGAAAAUGUGCGGUAUACUAAACGGCAGCUGAGCUAAAAUUCCGACUGAAACAUGACUCAUGCGAUGCUAAUAAACAAAUAGUUUACAUGUUUAUCGUAAAAAUUAUGAAAUAUCCGAUUUAUAUGAGUUUGUCUUACAAUUCCCCCGACUUCCAGUACAAGGCCGAUUUCGGUAGUGGUGACUUCCAAUACACUUGUCCUCGUGCUUCUUGCAAGCAGAGAGCAUGCGCAUGACAUGUUGUUAGUAUCGGUAUUGGUAUCGGAAGUCGAACUUAAACUCUCUAUUAUUGUAAGGUAGUUUUGAUAUCAAGAUUAUUCCCUUAGAAAAUGUGACGCUUUUGCGUGCGCUUCAAAUUUAUUUUGCGUGCGCCCAAACGAUCCUCGAUAAUGUGAUUGAGCGGACCAAGUCACGAAUAAUUAGUUAUAUUUAUAAUAUAAAAAAAACGAAACUGAUAAGUUAUUCCAGUAUUUUCAGUUAAAUACGUCAUGCGAACAUUUUGUUCUACUGUAGAAUCCCGAUUUUGUCCAAUGUUGACUAAUAGGAGGCACCAUAGUUUAAUAAACAUGCUAAUUACUUUUCCAUAUUAGUCAACAAUUAUAGGUUGAGCAUCAUGUGAAGAAUUAUAUCAAGCGUUUCUUUUAAACCUGCGAACACGUCCGAAGACGCCGUACAACAUGAUUUCGAUCAAUAUGAUCUUUUUUCAUAUCAACAUUAUGACGUCACUUCGGUGAAACCCCAUAUUUGGUAAACUAUUGAGUUUCUACGACGAUUUCACAGUUAGCAAUAGCUAAUACAGAAAUUAUAAACCUUUAGAUUUUAAAAACCAUAGUAAACAAUAAUUGGCUGAGGGAUAUAGUGCUUCGCCAAGGAUAUCCGGAACUGAGAAACAAAUCAUAUUGCCCGGUAAUUACGUCACAAUUAUACUGUUUUCAACUUGGAACCACUUUAAAUGGAAUGGAUUUCUCACAGGUUUGUUUCUCACGGGUUAUGGUUGGAGGAGCAGAACAUCCUUCUUCAACACAUGCACAAAAAUGAAUUUUGCAUUUUGACCAAUAAAUGUAGAAAUAAGCUUAAACACGAAGGCUAAGGGGCCAAGCCCCAGUGUAGUUGUGAAACAGUGUAGUUAUGAUGUAAUUAACGGAAAGGUCCAUUGUGACAUAAACGAAAACAAAAAACAAGAAUUCGUUUUUUAAGUACCUUCUUCCGUAACAUCAAAAUUCCGUUCGAGACGUGAUUUAGGCCAGUUUCGAGCGAAGUAUUAUUCAUGUGCCGAACUUAUUUUUAUUAAACGCGACGCGCUGCAGCGUUACAAGAACGGCACCGAUUCAACCGGUGUACAAAAUAUAAUGGACGAGACACACCGAACGCGCUUCGAAAACGCUACGCCGUUUUUCGAUUUUCACAGACCGAUGAAAAGUUGUGGUCCUGGUUUAAGUUUUUCGAAUAUUUAGAAGCUCUAUAAAAUUUUGAGUCAUUUGGUAUGCAUGUCUUUAAUAAAUCCUUUCAUACAUUGACUGUUUUAUUAAGUUUGAACAAACUGGAAAAUCGACCCGUGUUGUCGACUCGCGUCCGGUACGUGUGUCUCGGUUUUAAUGUUGUUGACAGGGUUGAGGCGUUUUCGCGAGCGAAUCUUAAAUAAAAUCCUAAAUAACAAGUAACUCAAUUUUUUAAAAAUAUUACAAGAUUGCUAAUCUAGUGUUUUCAAUUUUAAAAGUUGAAUAAGGCUCAGCAAACGAGUGGAGCAGCGUAUGAAUCAAUGUCGUUGCACAGUUCAACAAGCUCUGCUGAACCUGUGUCGAACUUUUUCCUCUCCAAAUUCUGCCGUAUUUAAUUAAUUCAUUCGUCGCUCUCCUGCCUUAGAUCAGGGCGAAGGGAGAGAGGGCGUAGAAACGGCCAUACAUCGAGCGGACCCAUCCGUGAUGCGGGCUUCGCGGGGGGUAAGACGUUCUAAUUGUAAACGAAUACUGAUGGCUACGCGUAUAUGACCCAUCAGAAGGUAUGCUGAAACUAUUGCUUUAUAAAAUAUUACUUGUGUAAAAUUUAUAUGUUUUUGUUACUUUCAGCUAUUAUAAGAAACUUAAAGAUAAGAUUUAAGUAAGAAAAAACUUUAUUUCGGGUGUUAUUUUAUUUAUAUACUCUGUUUAAUUUGGUGGUUAAAAAUGGCCGUCGAAAUGUUGCCCGAGAAUGUUAGCGCGCACUGCUUCCUGAUAAAAACCCAAUGAUUUCCAAAACCUAAAUUAUAAUUUGUUAUUAAGUUAUGAUGAAAACCUUUGCGUAUACAAACUUAUAGAGUGAGCAAACAUGAGACAGAUAGGUUUUGAACCUUUCAAAGUUCGAGGUCGAAUUGACAGUUAAAAUAGUACAAAACUCCAAGCUGAAAUGUGCAACUAAAUCGUGUAUAUUUAUCAAUAUUGUUCGCUGGCUUUGUUAAAUUCACUUGCAAUGGCUCGACAUAAGUUACAACAUACAAACUGAGCAGAGCCCAUGAAAGAGCUAUCCAUAGUCCAUACCCAUACAGUCAUUCAGCUUCCUUGCUAAUUAGAAAUUGUUGCCCAUUAGUUGAAGAAGAAUUGCUAUUGUAUGCGCUUGUUUGCACUUCCUUUUCUGAAAAAAGUCUACAAUAUUAAGGCUAAAUAGCAGAAAAAUAUGACCCAAUCAACCCAUAAUUUAGUGACAGAUCUUGGGAUUGGUAUACUACAAAACUAUAUUGACUGAAGUUUUGGAAAAAUUUAGCCAACUUUUGAAGGAUUUUAUUAGGUCCAGUUCACAUGAGACUGGAACGAAGUCAAUUAACCGGGACCAUUUCGUUUUGGUUAUUAGAUUAUAUAUGAUAGAUGUUUACAUGUGGUCUCAAGUCAUUCCGCCUGCUGGACCAAGCCGACUGAGUCAGACCAGUAUGAAUUCAGACUGGAAUGAAUGUUGACAUUGGAACAAGUGAACAACACAUGCUAACAAAAGUCAUCUAAAAAAGAAAAUUGCCUGGCAAGGGGAAUAAAUUGAAAAUUUUGUGAUUUUCGCACUGGUCUCAUGUAAACAUGUUGACAUGCAAUUUCAAUUUUCAUUCCAGGUUGGUUUCAUCCUGGUCUCGUGUAAAUGGGGCCUUACAAACUGUGAUUCAGUAUCAUGGGAUGAGAUUAGGGGCCUGUUUAUAUGAUCCCGGCCAGGCGGGACGGGAUGCUUACCGAGAUCCAAUGUAAUACAAAUGCUAAAGAGUGUUUACACUCGUAAUACAAAUGCUAAAGAGUGUUUAUAUGAUCCUGCCACUUAUCCCGCCUAGACUGGAUUUCGGCAACAGAUGCCGGGAUCCUGCCUAAGCGAGAUGAAAAAUUCCCAUAUAAAAACACUUUAUCCCGCCUAGCCGGGAUGAAAAAUUCCCAUAUAAACACUUCAUCCCGGUUAUAGGCGGAAUGAAUUUUUCCCUUUUGGGCAUGCGUAAAUGCCUUUAUUGCAACAAAAAUAUGACGUCAAGCACCGAAUGGUUUUAUCCCGGCAAUGUAUUUUGUCCAUAUAAACACAAGGCGAGUAUCCUGUCUUGGUGGGAUGAAAACGUCCCAUCUAGGCGGGAUCAUAUAAACAGGCCCUAAGGAAUUGAAAGAUUUUAUAAGCGAGCAAUGCUUAAAAGCAAGAUAUAUAAACAAUGAAAGAAAUGGCACUAACAGAGCCACAACUUCUCCAGAAGUGUAAAAUUCCAUGAUACUGAAUCACCGUUUGCAAGUCAAUCCUUCAAAAUUUAGUUAAAUGUUUCCAAAACUUCAGUCAAUAUAGUUUUGUAGUACACCCAUCUUAAGGGUUCCUUUCAGCUUUCACCUUGCCAAGACCUGUCACUAAAUUAUGGGUUGCCUGAAUAGAUAUAUGGUCAUGAUUUUUGAAGUUAAUUUGAUAGAUAUUUUUAAUUGCAUGGAUUAAUGGGUCAUAUUUUUCUGCUAUUUAGCCUUAAUGUAGACUUUUUUUAGGAAAGGAAGUGCAAACAAGCGCAUACAAUAGCAAUUCUUCUUCGACUAAUGGGCAACCAUGCACUUCUAAAUAGCAAGGAAGCUGAAUGACUGUAGGGGUAUGGAUAGCUUUUUCAUGGGCUCUGCUCAGUUUGUAUGUUGUAACUUAUGUCGAGCCAUUGCAAGUGAAUUUAACAAAGGCCAGUAAACAAAAUUGACAAAAAUAUACACGAUAAAGUUGCACAUUUCAGCUUGGAGUUUGGUACUAUUUCAACUGUCAAUUCGACAUCGAACUUUGAAAGGUUCAAAACCUAUCUGUCUCAUAUUUGAUCACUCUAUAAUUUUGUCUACGCAAAGGUUUUCAUCAUAACUUAAUAACAAAUUAUAAUUUAGGUUUUGGAAAUCAUUGGGUUUUUAUCAGGAAGCAGUGCGCGCUAACACUCUCUUACAACAUCUCGACGGCCAUUUUUAAACACCAAAUUAAACAGAGUAUAGAAAUAAAAUAACACUCGAAAUAAAGUUUCUUAUAGUAGCUAAAAGUAACAAAAGCAUAUAAAUUUUACGCAAGUAAUAUUUUAUAAAGCAAUAGUUUCAGCAUACCUUCUGAUGGGUCAUAUACGCGUAGCCAUAUUUGUUUACAAUUAGAACGUCUUACCCCCCGCGAAGCCCGCAUCACGGAUGGGUCCGCUCGAUGUAUGGCCGUUUCUACGCCCUCUCUCACUUCGCCUAGCUUAGAUGAACUUGUUUUUGGCAAUUGUUACUUCAUUUGCUCCUUUCCAAAAUAGGACUUACCCAAAGAGUAUCUCAAGAAAUGUAAUUUGGCUAGAAGCUGCAAUGAAUGCAACGUACUCGUAAAACCAAAACUUGGGAAGGCUGUAAUGUGGUACAAUCACUUAUUGAAUACACAGACUGCUUGGAUCGGUGCUCUGGAUGCGUUUUCCGGCCACGGUGACUGUGUAUCAAAUGGUGAGAAAUGGAUUGCAAAUAUUUGGAUAGAUAUCAUUGGAGACGGUAAACACGAGUUGAGGUCUUGGAAAAGUGGAACUAACUGGAUUAAACCUGGCAAUAAGGACGUGGAAGUUUACACAGCUUUGGGUAAUCCAGAUUUGAAACCUAAAUCGGAUUAUUCCCAGUUUAAAGAAAGAUACUCUUCGGCCAAGAACAUGGGACCUGAUGCAAAUGUCAAGAUUGGCGACGUUAGACUGCAUUUCAAUAAUAUUGGUGAGGAUACUGUGACUAGAAGUAAUGUUGCAGGAGCGAAAGAAGAUACAAAUUUAGAACAUACAAAGAUCCUCCAGUCAGUACUAUUACUGUUAGAUGAACUAAGGCAGAAUGAACUAGAUGUUGUUGCUGACAGGUUAAGAAAACGAAUGUCACCAACAACUGGACUCUAAUGCGGUGUAUAUUACGUGAUCGGAAUACGUGUAUUUUAGCAUCAAAAUUUCCAAGCUUGACUUUUUCUCGAACGAUCAUAACAACGACAGAGAAAGCAACUAUUUUCACAAUAAUAGCUCAGGCACACUUUUUUAUUGUAGAUUUAAAAGAAUGCUAUUGGGCGGUAAGUCGGAAGAAAAAUAAGUAAAAAGCUAUCAGACUAUGGUCUGCCUUUCUCAUCUGGAACAUCUUUUAUAUGAUAUUCCAGCGGUAUUUUGAAACGUUAAACGAUUUUAUCAACUUAGCGACUCCCAUGAGGUAGCUGUGUUCAUUGUGCUAUAAUUUUGGAACUUUGUGCUUCAUAGCCAGAAAAGUAGCAAUUGUCAGAG
Messenger RNA from Paramuricea clavata, 9772 nucleotides. The record is from the annotation of a GenBank genome assembly. Lineage: Eukaryota; Metazoa; Cnidaria; Anthozoa; Malacalcyonacea; Plexauridae.